Molecule: messenger RNA, 2225 nt
Organism: Durio zibethinus
Lineage: Eukaryota; Viridiplantae; Streptophyta; Magnoliopsida; Malvales; Malvaceae
Product: putative galacturonosyltransferase 4
Molecular function (GO): polygalacturonate 4-alpha-galacturonosyltransferase activity
Source: RefSeq, a predicted model, not a curated record
AGUAAAUUAAAAAUUAAGAAAAGAAAAAAAAAAAAAAGCAUUUGUGUCUCUCUCUUCAUGAUGUCCUGAACAGAUUUAGAAAGAUUCCUCUUCUCGUACUCAUCUAUCUAUUUUUCUGUUAUACUUUCCUCUUCUCCUCUGCAAACAAAUUACAGAAGAGGGUUUUUUCUGUUCUUUUCUUGGUUGUUAUUGUAGUAGUUAAGAAAUGUGAAAAUUGCUGUAAAAAUAGAUAGGGAAAAAGAUGAAGGUGAGGCAUAUAGUGUUGGGUUUGCUGUCGGUUUCCGUCAUUGCUCCCAUCUUUAUUUACACUGAUAGGGUCGGCGCCUUCUUCAACCCCUCUUCUUCAAGACGCCAUUUUCUUGAUGAUGUUGCAGCUUUUACGCUGUCCGGCGAUAUCAGACAUCUCACUGUUCUUCGGCAGGAAACUUCCAUCGCCCUUAAAGAACCCAUUGGAAUCGUAUAUUCUGACCCCUCUAACGAUUCCUUUCCCAUUGAUUUCCAAAUGACAGAGACGAGGGAGCAUAAAUCAACUCGAGUGCUUUCUGCUACAAAUGAAGAACGUCUACCCCAAUUACCCAACCCCAUUGGACUGGUCAUCGAUCCUGCUCCCCUUAAUCUCACCACUACCCUCGAUUCCUAUCCCAAUGUGUCUCACUUCUUGGCUACAAAGCUUGAGCAACAACCAACUCGGCCCUCAGGCAAUAUUGACCAGAAAGAGCAUUCAGAUAACAAAUCUGACAGACUGACUGAACCAGCAGAUGCUCAUGUACGUCACCUCAAAGACCAGCUCAUCCGUGCAAAAUUGUACCUCUCCCUUCCAGCCAUAAAAAACAACCCACAUGUUACAAGGGAGCUUCGACUGCGGAUUAAGGAAGUUUCACGUGCUCUUGGUGAUGCAGCCAAGGACACUGAUCUGCCAAAAAGUGCCUUUGAUAAAUUGAAAGCAAUGGAGCAAUCAUUAGAAAAAGGUAAGCAGAUUCAAAAUGACUGUGCUGCUGUGGUAAAGAAGCUUAGGGCUAUGCUCCACUCAACUGAAGAGCAACUCCGAGUGCACAGAAAGCAGACCAUGUUCUUGACACAAUUAACUGCAAAAGCACUUCCCAAGGGUCUUCAUUGCCUGCCUUUGCGUCUUACUACUGAGUAUUAUACCUUGAAUUCUUCGCAACAAAACUUUCUAAAUCAAGAGAAAAUAGAAGACCCCCGGCUGUACCAUUACGCACUUUUCUCAGAUAAUAUAUUAGCAGCAGCAGUUGUUGUAAACUCAACUGUCUCCCAUGCUAAGCACCCUUCAGAUCAUGUUUUCCACAUUGUUACGGAUAGGCUUAAUUAUGCAGCAAUGAGGAUGUGGUUUCUAGGUAAUCCUCCUGGGAAAGCCACUAUAGAGGUCCAGAACAUUGAAGAAUUUACAUGGUUAAACUCAAGCUACAGUCCAGUCCUUAAGCAGUUAGGUUCUCCUUCCAUGAUUGAUUAUUACUUCAGGGCACAUCGGGCUAAUUCUGAUUCAAAUCUAAAGUUUCGGAACCCAAAAUAUUUGUCCAUCCUAAACCAUCUUCGGUUUUACCUACCAGAGAUAUUUCCAAAACUCAAUAAAGUGCUGUUCCUAGAUGAUGAUAUAGUAGUCCAGAAGGACCUUAGUGGUCUUUGGUCCCUUGAUUUGAAGGGCAAUGUCAACGGUGCUGUUGAGACUUGUGGAGAAAGCUUCCAUCGGUUUGAUCACUAUCUCAACUUCUCAAAUCCACUAAUCUCAAAGAACUUUGAUCCACAUGCUUGUGGAUGGGCAUAUGGAAUGAAUAUUUUUGAUUUGGAGGAGUGGAGGCGGCAAAACAUCACGGAGGUAUAUCAUAGAUGGCAGAAGCUGAAUCGUGACAGGCAAUUGUGGAAGUUGGGGACCCUGCCUCCUGGUCUUAUAACAUUUUGGAAAAGCAUUUAUCCCCUUGACAGAUCUUGGCAUGUGCUUGGGCUUGGCUACAAUCCUAAUGUCAACCAGAGGGAGAUUGAACGAGCUGCUGUUAUGCACUAUAAUGGCAACUUGAAACCAUGGCUGGAGAUAGGCAUACCUAAGUAUAAGAACUAUUGGGCAAAGUAUGUAAAUUAUGAUCUUAUGUAUUUGCGAGAUUGCAACAUCAAUCCGUAGAAAGCCAUAAUGGGAUAUCUCUAUUAGAAGUGUAAUCGAAUUAAAUCCAGACAAUACAAUAAGAAAGCUCAAGCUCUAGUUCGACUUUUAA